UCAAAACGUCAAACGUCAAAUCAAACAACUUGCUCGGGUUGUGUUUGUGGGAAGGAAAAUCGAAAAUAUUUUUUAUUAAUUACGUAAGGAUACAAAGAAGCUUUAUUUUGCGUAAAUAUGUCCUUCUUCCUCAAACGGACCGCCGGAAUGGCGGGCAAUAUGGGUAGGGUUAUUUUGAAUAAUAUGAAACCAGCUGCCGUGCAGCAAAUUGCGACAAAAACUGAACAAGCAUUACCUUCAGUGGAGACACGACCCACCUUCGCUAAAUUAGAUCCCUUGCAGAAAGCUCAGCUAGUUGACUUCGGAAAAUAUGUCGCCGAUUGUUUACCUAAAUAUGUACAAAAGGUCCAAAUCACCUCUGGCAAUGAACUCGAAGUUCUGAUACCGCCAGAAGGGAUUAUCCCUGUGUUGUCGUUCUUGAAGGACCACCACGGCUCGCAGUUUGUUAAUCUCAUCGAUAUUGCUGGCAUGGACGUACCCACUCGGCAGUUCAGAUUCGAAAUAAUUUACAAUCUUCUUUCUCUGCGCUACAAUUCUAGAAUCAGAGUUAAAACAUACACCGAUGAAUUAUCGCCUUUAGACUCUGCUAAUGACGUUUUUAAGGCGGCCAAUUGGUACGAAAGAGAGAUCUGGGACAUGUAUGGAGUGUUCUUUGCUAAUCAUCCUGAUUUGAGGAGGAUUUUAACAGAUUAUGGUUUUGAGGGACACCCAUUCAGAAAAGACUUCCCGUUGAGUGGUUAUGUGGAGGUGCGUUAUGAUGAUGAGCAGAAGAGGGUAGUAGUGGAGCCUUUAGAGUUGGCACAGGAGUUCCGGCGAUUUGAGCUGAGUGCACCAUGGGAACAGUUCCCUAAUUUCAGGGGCAACCCUGCCGAGGAGGUUGUCAACCCUGGAGAAGACAAACCUAAGAAGGAGUGAAUUCAGACCAUUGUGUAGAUCCUGUAUAUAAGCAAAAUAAAUUAUGUUGAAAUAGUUUAAAACUGUUUUUUUUAUAUGGUCAUCCUUGUAAAGAGUUUUUUAGGUAGUUUUACAUAUAGCAUAUCAAAAUAAUAUUUUUUUUCUUCUUGAGGCCAUAGCCAACUUGGUCUUAUAUGUGUGUGAGGAAAACAACAUACACUAUUUGGGAAAACAGUUUGUGAAAUUUGAACAAUUGAGAAAGUGGAUCAUUCAGGAGGGGUGAAUUGGAACUAGCUUUUGUACAGUAUAUCUUGAAAUUUUGCAUACAUUACAGUACUAACCCUUUAAUGUAUGCAAAAUUUCAAGAAGAUUGGCUAAAUAGAUUAUAUGUGUGAAGAGGCAACACAUUUGAACAAGUGUUUCGAAAAUACUAAGUGUUUCCUAAUACAUGCUCAACUAAAAAAGAGUGAUGAUGUGAUUACAUUUAAUUUUAUCUAUGGUUGAUGCAUGGCACAUUGAGCCAACCUAAGAGGAAAUAUAGUACCCAUUCCUAUGCAAUCUUCUCAAUCUGGGAAGAGUAAAGCAAACACAAGAUGACAAUAAUAAAUCUGUUUAUUGACAGGACUACUUGAAAUAUAUCCAGAGGACUGCAUGUACUACCGGCGGUACCGGUACCGCUUGAAGUGGAACCAGAGCUGGAAUAUGUUGUUGUGGAAGUGGCAACGGAAGCCGCGCUUGUAUGAGUACUCCCACUCGCGGUUCACUAUCUUGAAUGCAAUGUCUUCGUAUGGAGGUCCAGCAUGGAAACGAAGCACAGCAAAGUCUGGAUUUUCUGGACAUGGUUUCUGAAAAUAGUAUAGGGAUUUUGUUUAUUGCAAAAAAAAUAGAAAGGGAAGUAAGAAAAAGAAAGAGUCAAGCCGCGUAUUUAUAUCGCUCUUUCUCGCUCAGUCAAUGUUACCUAUGUGCAACCCGACAGUCAUUCUACCUGAUUUGUAAUGUUGCAAACGUAGAUACUUUACUAUUGAUAAGCCGAAUGGGUCGUUUCCGCACAGACUGAUCGUUUACUAGAUGUAUCAUUUCAAUAUCUACGGUUAUGUGAUGUGUUAUGUUUCUGUAUUGACACAUACCAAUUGACACAUACCAACAUCAUUAUUUGUCUUCCCACAUACAAAUAUAGUCAAAUAAAUAAUAUGUUUAAUUGGAGAGUUGAAAAUUUUAAUAACCUAUUAUAUCUGGAUGUACAUAGUCAUGGAUAUGCUUAUAUAUUAGAUUCAAAUAAAAAUAUAGGUUACGAUUAUUCAACAUUCCUGUUACGAACAGGAAUUGUAACUAAUAAUGGAAUGCGCAUAAUAUUUAAUGAUAUUAAAAAUCUUAUUAAAGAUAUAGAUUACAAUAAUAAUCAACUAGAAAAUAAUACUCCAGAAGAGGAUUCUUCAUUUUUUCGAGACUAAGGCUUUGUACAUUUUACAUCAAAACAUUGCAGGGUUAUUAAAUAAAUCUGAUGAGCUUUGCAUUAUUUUACAAGAACUCAUUGAUAAGAAAAUAGACGUAGACAUCAUUUGCAUAACUGAACAUUUCAUGGAGACUGGAUACGAGACCUUCCUAAACUUACAUAAUUAUAAUUUAGCUGCUUGUUACGGUAGAAAUAAUUCCAAACGAGGAGGAGCGUGUAUUUUAGUGAAGAAAGAGCAUAAGUGGAGAGAAAUAAAUGUUAGAAAAUAUUGUGUUCCUAGUACAUUCGAGUGUUGUGCGGUUGAGUUAAUUGAUUAUAAACUUAAUAUUCUUUGUGUAUAUAGGGUGCCAGAUUAUAAAAAUAUAUAUGAUUUUUUCCAAAAGUUGGAACAAGUCUUAAACGGUAUAUCGAAAUGUAGUCAAAAACAAUUAAUAAUUGCUGGUGACUUUAAUAUUGAUAAUCUGAAAAAUACUAAGGAAAAAAAUGAAUUUGAAUGUAUAUUAAAUAGUUAUGAUUUAAAAUUAGCAUUGAAACAAGUCACUAGACCAGUAAGCCAGACAUGUAUUGAUAAUUUUGCUCAUAAUUUCAAAAAGAAUUGUAUAACGGAAGUGUUAGAUUUCGGUCUGUCAGAUCACACAGCUCAGCUUAUUAAAUUGCCUAUUAUAAAAACUGUAAGAUUUAAGUUUUGGCGUAGAACAGUGCGAGAUUACAGUGUCGAAAAUAUUAAUAAAUUUAUAGACUGUAUAAAACGCUUAAGUUUUUCGGAAAUAUAUAAUACGGUGGACCCCAAUAUUGCGUAUCACAGUUUUGCAGAAGUUUUUAUAUUAUUUUAUGAUUUAUGUUUUCCUAAAAAACGGAUUAUAGUCAAUGUCUAUAGAAAACAAUCUUGGAUUUCCAAAGGAUUAAGAAAUUGUAGUAAAAAGAAAAGAAGUCUUUUGUGGAAGUUUAGAACAAAGCCUACUCUUAAUAAUAAAAUAAAUUACAAAAGAUACACGAAACAGUUUAAAAAAAUUAUUAAAUUGACAAAAUUAAGUCAAAAUAAUUAUAAGAUAAUGACGUCUGAGAACAAAUCAAAAACCACAUGGCAAAUUAUAAAUCAAGCUAGACUAAACAUACCAAAAGAAACAAUAAGUCGAAUUAAAGUUGAUAAUCACUAUAUUACAAAUCCAGAGGAAAUAGCUAAUUCAUUUAAUAAUUAUUUCAUUGACAAAAUCAAACCAGAAAAAAGAAGUCGAGCCAAUACCAUAUCUGCUAUUACCCAUAGACAACAUUCAAUGUUUAUGGCGCCAUGCUCACCAGAGGAAGUUUAUAAAAUUAUAAAAGAACUUAAAAAUACGGAUAGUGUUGGGUAUGAUGGUGUUUCAACCAAAAUACUCAAAGCUGUAAAUGAACAUAUAUGUCAUCAUGUUAGUCACUUAAUAAACCUUAGUAUAGAAGCUGGUGUUUUCCCUCAAGACUUAAAAACUACCAUAAUUAAACCUUUAUUAAAAAAAAAUAACAAAGAACUAAUGCAAUAUUAUCGACCUAUAGCUUUAAAUUCUAUAUUUUCAAAGGUUUAUGAAAAACAUUUUUCCAACCAAUUAAACGUCUAUUUUGAAGAUAAAAAAAUUUUGUGUAAUGAACAAAAGGGGUUUCGUCGUAAUAAAAAUAUAAAUAUGGCCAUCUAUGAUUUUUUGAAAAUUGUAUUAACUGAAGUUAACAUCAGAAAACCCAUAUGCUCUAUAUAUUGUGAUAUGACACAAGCUUUUGACUAUGUUCAACAUGACAUACUAUUACACAAGUUAGAAGCGUACGGAAUUAGGGGUAAUGUGUUAAAUUUAAUAAAAUCAUAUUUAUCUAAUCGUAAACAGUUAACAGAAAUUUCAAAAUUCAAUCCUAAAACACAAUCGGAACAACAUUACUUAUCAACUGAACGUUCUGUAUUAUAUGGUGUUCCACAAGGUAGUGUGCUUGGGCCCCUUCUUUUCAUAAUAUAUAUUAACGAUCUUCCAAACACUACCAAACAUAAUAUGACUUUAUUUGCGGACGAUAGCACGGUAACAAUAAAAUGUAAUGAUGUAAAUAUUUAUCAAUUAGAUAUUAAUGCAACUUUAACAUCCAUAAUUGAAUGGCUUGAUAAUAAUAAUUUAAAGAUAAAUCUUGACAAAACCAAUAUAAUGCAUUUUAGUCAAAGACCGCUUGAUACGGAAAAUUAUAAAAUAGAAUAUCAAGGCCAUGUGUUGAAAGAAGUUGAUUCAACAAAAUUUCUAGGGCUAACUAUAGAUUCUAAAUUAAACUGGAAACCCCAUAUAGAUGGUCUUAGUAAAAGACUUAGUAGUUCGGCGUUUGUACUAUUUAAACUCUCAAAUGAAUUAAACAUAAAAGCGCUUCUUACAGCUUAUCAUGGUUUAGUGGAAUCAAUACUUAGAUAUGGAAUAAUUUUUUGGGGCAAUUCGACGGAUAAGGAUAUAGCUUUUAAAAUGCAAAAACGCUGUAUUCGCGCAAUGUUUAGACUCCAAAGCACUGAUAGUUGUCAGCCGUUUUUUAAAGAACACAAAAUUCUUACACUUCCGUCACUUUACAUACUUGAGGUAGCAACAUUUGUGAAAACCAAUGCUCAUUUAUUCCCUCGUCUAGCUGAUGUUGUAUUGAGGAAUCAUCGAGAUAUCUAUCGAUUAUGCAUGCACCCAUCAAAAACUGCUUUACUCGGUAAUAGCAUAGUAUGUAUGGCACCGAAAAUUUACAACAAAAUUCCAAAUCAAUAUAAAAGCUUAAAUUUAAAUCUAUUUAAAAAGCACCUCAAGUCUUUAUUAACUGAUAAAUGUUAUUAUACUUUAAAUGAUUUCUUUAAUGAUAGACUCGGAUAGAAUUUAGGGCUAGUAUAGUACAUUAUAGUUCAUUAUAGUUUGUUUUGGAUUUGUAGUGGAUAGCAUGCUCCUCUUUAUUUAAUUAUAUUUGCAUACCUGUAUUCGGUAAAACGUGUAGGUCUAAUUCAUUUUGACCAUUUGUACUCAUGUUUUUGGCAAAUAAAUGUUUUCUUUCUUU
This is a messenger RNA of Plodia interpunctella (Indianmeal moth), 5371 nucleotides long. RefSeq names its product NADH dehydrogenase (ubiquinone) 30 kDa subunit (gene ND-30). Gene Ontology annotation, molecular function: NADH dehydrogenase (ubiquinone) activity. NCBI's taxonomy places the organism in Eukaryota, Metazoa, Arthropoda, Insecta, Lepidoptera, Pyralidae. The transcript has a single exon. Bases 118 to 915 code for a protein of 265 amino acids. The record is from RefSeq and is a predicted model, not a curated record.